This is a messenger RNA of Vigna angularis (adzuki bean), 1351 nucleotides long. Its product is annotated as replication factor C subunit 3. The record is from RefSeq and is a predicted model, not a curated record. Lineage: Eukaryota; Viridiplantae; Streptophyta; Magnoliopsida; Fabales; Fabaceae. Gene Ontology annotation, molecular function: ATP hydrolysis activity; DNA binding; DNA clamp loader activity. The transcript is spliced from 11 exons. Gene Ontology annotation, biological process: DNA-templated DNA replication; DNA repair. Gene Ontology annotation, cellular component: DNA replication factor C complex; nucleus. The coding region runs from base 96 to 1160 and encodes 354 amino acids.
CUUCCCGCCACUUCAAAGUCUGCAUUAUUUGUGCCCUCGCUAUAUCAGAUAUCAGUAGAAGAACACACAAGUACCACGACCAACCCUUACCCAAGAUGUUGUGGGUAGACAAAUAUCGUCCCAAAACCCUCGACCAUGUUAUGGUCCACACCGAUAUCGCUCACAAUCUCAAGAAAUUGGUGAAGGAACAAGAUUGCCCCCAUUUACUCUUCUAUGGCCCUUCUGGCUCUGGCAAGAAAACCCUAAUCAUGGCCGUUCUCCGCCAAAUGUUUGGAUCUGGUGCUGAAAAGGUGAAGGUGGAAAAUAGGACGUGGAAAGUGGAUGCUGGGAGUAGAUCUCUUGAUAUAGAGUUGACAACAUUGUCAAGUGCCAACCACAUUGAAAUAAGUCCGAGUGAUGCAGGAUUUCAAGACAGAUAUGUUGUUCAAGAGGUAAUCAAAGAAAUGGCUAAGAAUAGACCCAUUGAUACUAAGGGGAAGAAAGGAUUUAAAGUACUCGUGCUCAAUGAUGUUGACAAACUCUCUAGAGAGGCUCAACAUUCUCUUCGGAGAACAAUGGAAAAAUACAGUGCUUAUUGCAGACUAAUUCUAUGCUGCAAUAGUUCUUCUAGAGUCACAGAAGCAAUCCGCUCUAGAUGUCUCAAUGUAAGGAUAAACGCACCAAGUGAAGAACAGAUUCUUGAAGUUUUAGAGCUCAUUGGUAGGAAAGAAGAGCUGCAACUUCCUGCUGGUUUUGCUGCUCGCAUUGCAGAGAAAUCAAAUCGGAAUUUAAGGAGGGCAAUAUUGACAUUUGAGACUUGUCGUGUGCAACAGUAUCCUUUCACUAACAAACAAACAAUUCCUCCAAUGGACUGGGAAGAACAUAUUUCUGAAAUUGCAUCUGACAUAAUGAAAGAACAGAGCCCCAAAAGGUUGUUUCUAGUUCGAGGGAAGAUUUAUGACUUGCUAAUAAAUUGUAUUCCUCCGGAGAUGGUUUUGAAGAGGCUUCUUCAUGAGCUGUUGAGGAAGCUGGAUGCAGAGCUAAAGCAUGAAGUAUGUCAUUGGGCUGCAUAUUAUGAACAUCGGAUGCGUCUUGGACAAAAGGCAAUCUUUCACAUCGAAGCAUUUGUGGCCAAGUUCAUGAGCAUUUAUAAAUCCUUCCUUAUUGCAACUUUCGGCUGAAGGUGAAGAGGAUGGUAUACUUUAAAGUGAUUCAACAUGUUAAAUGAAUUGUGUACGGUAAACAACUUACAAAAUGGAAUUUUAUCAUCCUGUAUGCCGCAAUUGUUACAGAAUGAUGUUUUGAUUUGCAAAGGUGCUAAUGUUUUACUAAAUUGCGUGGACUGUGCAUGAAGCUAGACACUCCUGCUUAA